UAUUUCGAUAGUAUCAAAUAAAAAUUAAUCUUAUCGGGAAACACAUCACUUCGAAUGUCGUCGGUUGAUCGUGUCUUUCUCAGUUCUAUGACAAUAUGUUUAUUUUUAUUUUAACUAACGCACGGUAAAUCGGACCUACGAAACUGAAAAGUGCAGUCAGUUAAGUGUUUUGUGACCCAAUUUGUGUUCUACCGCACAAAUGGACGAGGAUUUUGACGACUUUGACGAUUUUGACGACGAGGAUUCUUUGUUAGGAUCAACAGAGAGGCAGGGCGAAGAAGUGAAACCAUGGAACACCUUCAAGGUGAUCCACAGGAAAACGGCCAGCGGAUCCACAGUCGAAAACAAACUGGUGGACAAUGGAGUCAAAUUUCUCAAAAUCGCCACCAUUUUUAUCACAUUUUUGGUGGUACUAGGUACGGCAGUACUAUCCAAGGGAUUGAUCCUCUUAAUGACCUCACAGAUCAAGAAGAACGUCACUAGGAAUUAUUGCAAUAAAGGACUAGAUAUUUCAAGGCAGUACAUCUUCUCAGUUCCCGAAGUUGAAAGAGCCACCUGGAUAUGGUUUUUGAUGCUCGCCUACUUUGUUCCUGAAUUUAUGACAUUCUUCAGGUCAGGACGAAUUCUACUAUUCAAAACGAGACUCUAUCCAACCCUUACGGAGUUUCUCAGCCUAUUAGUAACAGAAUGUUUACCAGCAAUAGGCAGCAGUCUGCUAAUUUUCUGCGUUCUACCGGAACUCGAUGUGGUCAAAGGAGCCAUGCUCACUAACGCAAUGUGUGUGAUUCCAGCAUUAAUGUUGGUUUUUACGAAAAUUGGUACGAAAAAGAUCUCAAUAGUCACUGAAAUUGCGGAUAUUUUGGCAUUGCUUGCGCAGCUAUCAGCGAUGCUUGCUUGGCCACUAAUAAAUCACGAUGAACCUAUACUGUGGCUUAUACCAAUUUGUGCCAUUUUAAUCUCGUUUGGUUGGUGGGAGAACUUUGUUUCGUUAUCAUCACCAAUAAAAUUGGUACGACAAUUGGCCAAAUCCAGAAAAGAGUUUCCCACCAGCAAGUACUUCUGCUACUUCAUCAUUUCACCGGUUAAAUGUAUAAUUUUUUUCGCGACCACUAUAGCUUGCAUAUAUUUUAAAGAUGGCGAUGUGAACUUUUUAUUCGAGAACUUUUCCGAUAUUUUCUGGAAUCAUCCGAUGACCGUUACCGAGGUUGUUCCACAAGUGACAGGUACCAACAUCACCGUAGAUGACGCAAUCAGCACUGGAAUAGUCCACAUAAUCUACAGCGAUAUCAAUCUUCAGGCCGCCAUUUGGGGCGUCAGCGUCGUUUCCGCUUAUGCUUGCUACGCCUUUGGCAAGUUUGCUUGCAAAAUUAUGAUCCAGGGUUCAAGUUUUGCUUUUCCGAUCGCUUUAACUGUGCCUUUCCUCAUAUCAGCUCUGGUGAUCUUUUGUGGAUUCUAUGCCAAAGACGUGUGUGCCUUCUAUGACUUCUUACCGGCAUAUCUCUUCUUUAACUCGCCACCUUUGCUUAACCUCUUGAACUUCGUGGAGACUCAACAUCCGUAUUUAUGGCUGUUUUGGCUGCUUUCCCAAAUAUGGAUCACCAGGCAUAUUUGGACCAACAAUAACUCGAAGCUAGCUUCCACUGAAAAGUUGUUCAUGCGUCCCAUGUACGACGGGAUCCUGAUCGAUCAAUCCAUUGCAAUGAAUCGCAGAAAUGUCGUGGAUAAACUUGUAGAGGAGGAGAAACUGGCAGACGGAUUGGAAAGCAAGAAUAUCAUUGACGAAAAUAAAAUAACAAGAAUCUACGCUUGCGCUACCAUGUGGCACGAGACUCCAGAGGAAAUGAUGGAGUUCUUCAAGUCUAUUUUCAGGAUGGACGAGGACCAAGCUUGCUACCGGAUUUCUAGGCAGUACUUACAGUACCCCGGCGAAGGGUAUUAUGAGUGGGAAACACACAUCUUUUUUGAUGAUGCCUAUUUGAGAAAAUCAGUAAACGACAACGAUCCAAUGCUAAACUCCUAUGUGAACGAUUUUAUUGCAACCAUACCCAAAGCCGCAGAAGAAGUGCAUAAGACAACAGUAAAAAUUCGACCUCCUACAAUAUACCCCACUCCUUACGGGGGCAGACUAAUAUGGGUCCUACCAGGAAGAACAAAACUCAUCGUACAUUUAAAAGACAAGGCUAAGAUUAGGGCUAAAAAGAGAUGGUCUCAAGUGAUGUACAUGUAUUACCUGUUAGGACACAAGUUAAUGGAUAAUGAAGAAAUGGAUGAUAAAAAGGUUAAGCUAAGAUCAUUUAACACGUACAUCCUGGCCCUCGACGGAGACAUCGAUUUCCAACCGGAAGCAGUCGCUUUACUAGUCCAGUAUAUGCAAAAAAAGAGCAACUUAGGAGCUGCUUGUGGGCGUAUUCAUCCUGUAGGUUCUGGAAUUAUGGCCUGGUAUCAAACGUUCGAAUACGCAGUGGGCCAUUGGAUGCAAAAAGCGACCGAACACGUCAUAGGUUGCGUUCUUUGUUCGCCAGGUUGUUUCUCUCUCUUUAGAGCUAGUGCCCUUAUGGACCACAAUGUAAUGGCUAGAUAUACGACGCGUUCUUCCGAGGCUAGGCAUUAUGUACAAUAUGAUCAGGGCGAAGAUAGAUGGCUCUGCACCCUCCUACUGCAAAGGGGUUACAGAGUGGAAUAUUCUGCUGCCUCCGAUGCCUAUACUCACUGUCCAGAAGGUUUCAUCGAAUUCUACAAUCAAAGAAGGAGAUGGGGACCGUCUACCACUGCAAACAUUUUGGAUCUGCUUGAGGAUAGCGAUCACAUCAAGUUGGUUAACGAUGAUAUAUCCUCUCUAUAUAUAUUUUAUCAAGUGAUUUUAAUGAUUGGCACAGUGAUUGGUCCCGGAACGAUAUUUCUCAUGUUGGUCGGUGCGUUUGUUACGGUUUUCAAUGUUUCCCAGUUUACGGCGUUGUGGCUCAAUGUUGGUCCCAUUUUGUUUUUCGUGCUCACUUGUAUAAUAUGCAAAUCGGAUACGCAGUUAAUGGUGGCAGCAAUACUGAGCGCGAUCUACGGCCUAGUAAUGAUAAUGGUGCUCAUAGGUGUCGCGAUGCAGAUCUACGACGAUGGUGUUCUGGCCCCUUCUUCUCUGUUCUUCUUCUUAAUGAUGGGCGAAUACGUGGUAGCUGCAAUGCUCCAUCCAAAAGAGUUCUACUGUCUUAAAUAUGGCGCCAUCUACUUGAUCACCGUUCCAAGCAUGUACAUGUUGCUCAUCAUCUACUCCGUGUUUAACAUGAAUAACGUCAGUUGGGGCACCAGGGACGUCAGCGUAGCACCUCCACUACCAGAGGGCCAACCGAAACCUCCACCAAAAAAAGAAAAGUCCUUCGUAGAAGACGUACUCGAUAAAAUGAAGAAGUUCUUUAUGGCAUGUUGCUCGGGAGACUCCAAGCAUUUAGUUAUGAUCAGUAAUUCUUUGACGCACAUUCAAUCAAAAGUGGAACAAAUUGAGCAGAAAGUCGAGGAUUUGGAGCGGAUCACUUUGGAUCCAGAUGCGGCAGUGCCAAGGAAAACCAUGGGAAAAAGGAAAACCACUAUUAUUGAAGGGUCUAGGGCGUCGAGACAGUCACUCCGGAAAUCAACGAUGAACAAACCAGGGGCCAUCCCAAAUGAAAACGCCAAUGCCUCUAUUGCCGAAGAUGAUGAAGAAGAUUAUGAUGAGGAAGAGUCCAUCGGUAGCUCAGACGAUCUUCAAAACAAUAGCUGGUUCUACGCGGGUGAACUCCUAAGGGGACGAGUGACUUUCUUGGAUAAAAAGGAGGAAAAGUUUUGGAAGGAGUUGCUAGAUGCGUAUUUGCAUCCUAUUGAAGAUGAUAAGGAAAAAGUGGCCAAAGACUUGAAAGAUCUGAGAGACAGAAUGACCAUGAGCUUCUUCGCACUAAACGUAUUUUUUGUCACGGUAGUAUUUCUUCUUACCAUUAAGAAAGACAUACUUCACUUAAAUUGGCCGUUCAAUCCCACGGUGAACUUCACUUACAGUGCCGCCAGCAGCAUCAAUGAGAUUGUCGUUGAAAAAACCUACUUGCAACUGGAACCUAUAGGAUUCGUGUUUUUGAUCUUCUUCUUCGCCCUCAUGGGGGUGCAGUUCUUUGGGAUGUUGCUCCAUCGAUUUGGCACGUUUUCACAAAUUAUGGCCAACACCGAUGUCGAGUUUGGAGAAAAGAAGAUAGAAAACUUGACCGAGGACGAACUACUAGAAAAAGACUCUAUAAAAAUCGUAAAAAAACUGGUGAAACUCAAAGGCAUUAACGGUGACGACGAGAAAGACGAGGAAGUAGACGCUCACGUAUCCAGAAGGAAAACCGUGGCGGACUUGGCGAAAAACAAAGACAGAAAACGUGCAGUCAUCAACGACUUGGAUUCCGCCUUUAAAGCCCGUAUGGCAAAAAUACGUAAAGGAGAAGACGCUGGAGUGGCUUUACCUAGGAAAACUUUGGCAGCAAUUCACAGAAGAAGAACAACAGUUCUUAAGAGAAAAUCAAUGAUGCCGCAGUUCAAUCCCAGCGCGUUUAAGGCGUUUAAUCAGCAUUAUGGAGAGGAGAGUCCUAGCAGGACUAUACAUCAUAUAGAGAAUCCCGGGUAUGAUGAUGAUCCUGCUGACGCGUAGAUUUUAUGUGCUAGUUGUUUUAGAAUUUUUAAUAAAUAAUUUUGGGUCUUAA
Messenger RNA from Anthonomus grandis grandis, 4700 nucleotides. It is a transcript of the gene Chs2, whose product is annotated as chitin synthase chs-2-like. The transcript has 24 exons. Gene Ontology annotation, cellular component: cell periphery; cell septum. Gene Ontology annotation, molecular function: chitin synthase activity. Lineage: Eukaryota; Metazoa; Arthropoda; Insecta; Coleoptera; Curculionidae. The coding region runs from base 200 to 4648 and encodes 1482 amino acids. The record is from RefSeq and is a predicted model, not a curated record.